This is a messenger RNA of Aspergillus wentii DTO 134E9, 654 nucleotides long. RefSeq lists its product as uncharacterized. Gene Ontology annotation, molecular function: monooxygenase activity; heme binding; iron ion binding. Lineage: Eukaryota; Fungi; Ascomycota; Eurotiomycetes; Eurotiales; Aspergillaceae. The record is from RefSeq and is a predicted model, not a curated record. Bases 1 to 654 code for a protein of 217 amino acids. The transcript has a single exon.
AUGCCACUUAGACUGGUAGGGAUAGCGUCAAGGUCGCCAGAUAGGCGCUCUUCUACCUAUCUAGAGAAGGUGGCCGUGGUAUAUCCCCGCGAGAUGCAACAAGUCCAAGCGGAGAUUGACAGGCACAUUGGCAGCGAGCGACUCCCUACCCUUGCAGACCUCCCUCAACUCCCCUAUACACAGGCCUUCAUCUGUGAAUGUUCUCGCCUGUCACCCAUCUCCCCUUUCGGGCUCCACCGGGCUGUCAGCCAGGAAGACGAAUACAUGGGCUAUCGCAUUCCCGCAGACGCCACUAUUCUCCCUUUCCUGUGGGGAAUGAACAUGGACGAAACCAUCCAUCCGAAUCCCACCUUCUUCCAGCCCCAGCGGUGGAUAGACAACCCAACUCUCUCCAGCCCGGAUGCAUUCGGCUUUGGCAAGCGUUUAUGCCCAGGGAAACCCAUCGCAGAAAGGAUGAUCUUCAUAACCAUCGCAUGCGUCGCGUGGGGAUAUGAUUUUACAGCUGCCGAUGGCUUCGAGUACCAAGCUGACAAGUAUAAUCUGUUCAGCACGCCGUCGACAUCCGCCAUACGCGUUUUGUGCAGGAGCCCGGCCCACAGAGCUACCAUUGAACGUGUGCAUCGUGAAGCUGACCUCAGAUCUGAGGGUAUAUAG